Molecule: messenger RNA, 1554 nt
Organism: Clupea harengus (Atlantic herring)
Lineage: Eukaryota; Metazoa; Chordata; Actinopteri; Clupeiformes; Clupeidae
Gene: rab27b
Product: RAB27B, member RAS oncogene family
Molecular function (GO): GTPase activity; GTP binding
Source: RefSeq, a predicted model, not a curated record
CAAAACGGCGCUAGGACCCAGAUCAAUGAGCACACCCGAACUGACAACUGUUCACGCUCAAGAAACCAAAGUGCCAACCAGAUUGUCAAGAACGAAAAGGAAAACCCUCAGAUGAACUAGGUGGUGUAAGGUUGAAGACGAAAAUGCCUCGCCGCUGGGGAGAUAUGGGCUAGACAGACACCUGCAAGGAACAUUUGAGCCUCAUUGAUAUAGGCAAAAUUGUCAUCAGAACAAGGUGGCUCAGGCGAGAUGAGUCAGUUUCCUGAACGGUUCAGCGCAGGCAGCACUAUGACUGAUGGGGACUAUGAUUAUUUGAUCAAGCUCCUGGCUCUGGGGGACUCUGGAGUGGGAAAGACUACCUUCCUCUACCGCUACACAGACAACAAAUUCAACCCCAAAUUCAUCACUACAGUGGGGAUAGACUUCAGGGAAAAAAGAGUGGUCUACACAGCGAAUAGCCCUAAUGGAACCACAGGGAAGUCAUUUAAAGUGCAUCUGCAGCUGUGGGACACAGCAGGACAGGAGAGAUUCAGGAGCCUCACCACAGCGUUCUUCAGAGACGCAAUGGGCUUCCUGCUCAUGUUUGACCUCACCAGCCAGCAGAGCUUCCUCAACGUGCGCAACUGGAUGAGCCAGCUACAGGCCAAUGCGUACUGUGAAAAUCCUGACAUCGUCUUAGUGGGCAACAAGGCCGAUCUGGCAGACCAGAGAGAGGUGCAGGAGAAACAGGCCAAAGAGCUCGCUGACAAGUAUGGUAUCCCCUACUUUGAGACGAGUGCGGCCACGGGGACGGAGGUGGACAAGGCUGUGGUCACCCUGCUGGACCUGGUCAUGAAGCGCAUGGAACAGUGUGUGGACAAACCAGCACUCGACGCCCAGAAUGGGGAGGGCACCAGCAAGCUGGACGCGCCGCCGGUCAAUGAGAAGAAAUGCGCCUGUUAAGAGGGUGGUUUACGCAAGGAUCUCUCCCUUCCCCCCCUGCCACAACUGUACCUUCCCUUUAAUUGCCCCCUCUAGUGGACUGAUGUAGUGUUGCAGCUUGGCCUCCUCCCCACAGGAAGGUUGGUGGCUCUCAAAGCUGGCAUGGUAGCUGGGUGAAGUGGCUUUGCCCAGUCUGUCUCUCUGUCCAUCUCCAUUCAUCCAGGCUAACCACAGUAUUUAGGGGGAUGUCUGAGCUGUGUAAUACUGCCUUAGAAACAAAAUGUUAAGACCUUGCCCACAAAAAGAUUUUCUUGUCUCUUUGUUCAGUUUUUGCUCACUGGUUAACAAAAGUAUUAUUUACUUAAAGGUCUAAGAUUUGGUGUUAUUUGAAUAUAUAAGUAUGGAUUUUCAUCAUUUUUUACUAUUUUAUCAAGAUUUUCUUUUAUUGAUACAUCAGAAUAAUAUAAUUAUUAUAGGAUCAAAUACAAUUAAUAAAUCUAGAUGAUAUCUGCUGAUUAAUUUAUUAGCCAUUAAAAAACAGCAUCAAUUGUUACAUGGUUAUUAAGCGCAUACUGUUCUUAUUCCAGCUUAGUUAAUGUAGAGACAAUGACUUUCACCACAGCAUAGUAAUUG